AUCGUCUUGAUACACGUAUGUUGUACAAAUUGUAUUUACGCUUAUAGCAAGACUCGAUAUUACUGUGCCAAGGAUAAAAAUUACGUAAUCUUAUAAAGAUUAAAUUAUUUGACUGUGUAGCAUUAUCCUAACUGUAUUUCGAUUCAAAGUGUGUGACUGUGAGAUACAGAGUAAAAAAGUAUAAUAUAGACGAUCAUGUCGUGCAAAAUAGAAUUUGUAAAGAAUGUUUUGGAGAAAGUGGCGAAAGGCAAAGGCUUUGGUAGAUGUAUGAAAAAUAUGAGAUUGCUGUCAGCCGGCGAUGGAAAAUGCAAAGCACAAUUCACUGUGGCUGAAGAGCAUCUGAAUGAGGGUGGCUUUUUACAUGGUGGUUUUACUUCUACCAUUAUAGACUGUAUAUCUACGUAUGCACUAAUGACUCACAAAAUUGAACCUCCUCCUGGUGCUUCUGUAGACCUGCAUGUGACGUUUUUGAAGGCUGCAUUUCCUGGUGAGAUAGUGACGGUUGACGCUAAAACUGUACGUGCUGGGAAGAAUUUGGCUUUCCUCAUGGUGGAGCUCACAAAGAACGAUGGUAAGGAUGUCGUUGCCCAUGGGCAACAGACAAAGUAUCUUGGACUAAUUAGUCAAUGAAGUUAGGAAUUAUUAGUUUGAUUCGUAAAAAUGUACAUAAUGUACAUACAUGAAAUAAAGAGUAGAGUAUACUAA
This is a messenger RNA of Wasmannia auropunctata (little fire ant), 705 nucleotides long. Its product is annotated as acyl-coenzyme A thioesterase 13-like. Gene Ontology annotation, molecular function: fatty acyl-CoA hydrolase activity. The record is from RefSeq and is a predicted model, not a curated record. The transcript is spliced from 3 exons. NCBI's taxonomy places the organism in Eukaryota, Metazoa, Arthropoda, Insecta, Hymenoptera, Formicidae. The coding region runs from base 196 to 630 and encodes 144 amino acids.